AUGGUGCCCAGCAGCAAUCCAUCUCAGUUUGUGAGCUCAUGUGGACCGAGAGAGAAUGAAAAACAGGGGAGCACCGCAGAGGAUGCGAUGCUUGCCAUCCUUUCAGAAAUCGCAACAGUGGAACCUUUGGUCCGAAAUUUGAAGAAACUUCAAGAAGAUAUCGACUGGUCGUAUACAGGUACCCUGAACCAGCGUAACUGGGGUAAAAAAUACCCGACAUGUAACAGCGCCAGACAGAGUCCCGUGGACAUCGACGAAACCUUCGCACAGGUCCGACUUCAGUACCAGAACCUGCAACUGGAAGGCUGGGAAAGACCCAUGGCGGAGUCCACCACCAUCCACAACAAUGGGAAAACAGUGGCUAUCAACGUAGAUGGCGACUUUUACGUACGCGGAGGUGGACUGAGCUCCAGGUUCCGUGUGAGUACCAUCACCUUCCACUGGGGACGCUGCAACGCUACUUCCGACGGGUCUGAGCACAGCCUCAAUGGGAUGAAAUACCCACUUGAGAUGCAAAUCUACGCUUAUGAUCCAGAUGCCUUCCAAAAUAUAGAAGAGGCCAUCAGGGAGGGAGGCAGAAUUGCGGCCUUAGCUGUGCUGUUUGAGAUUAGCUUGGACGACAAUGAUAACCUCACUCCUAUAAUCGACGCCGUCAACACUGUUAGUCGAUUUGGUAAGAGUGGCUCAAUGGAAGCGUUGGCUUUGCUGCCCUUGCUGCCAAAUAACACAGCAAAAUACUACAUCUACAACGGCUCACUGACUUCACCUCCCUGUUCGGAGACGGUCGAGUGGGUCGUCUUCAAACACACCGUGGCCAUAUCGGAAACACAGUUGGAGGUUUUCUGUGAGGUGAUGACCAUGGAGCAGGCAGGUUAUGUGAUGCUGACUGACUACCUGCAGAAUAACUUCAGAGAACAGCAGCAGUUCAUGGGGCAGGUGUUUGCCUCGUACACUGGAGUCGAGGAUGUGCCCACGCCGACCUGCAGUUCGGCACCGGAAAACGUCCAAGCCGACGCCCAGAAUGAAACAACCAUUGUGGUGAUGUGGGAGCGACCCCGAGUGGUUUACGACACGACUAUCGACUGGUACACCGUUACCUACGAGAGGCUACAAGGUCAAAACCAGAAGAAGCAGGAGUACAGGACCGAUGGGGAUCAAGAUGUGGGAGCCUUCAUUUCCAGCUUGCUGGCCAACAGCAGCUAUGUGGUUCAGGUGGUGGCUGUUUGCACCAAUGGUCUAAGAGGAAGAUGGAGCGACCAGAUUAUCGUGGACAUGCCAUUGGAGGAUCCAGAGAGUGAGUCCUUUCCUGAUGUCUCCAAAGAAUUUAAAAGCAACAAAGAGAUGUCACCAAACAGCCGAUGGCAGAAACCAGAGAAUCCCACUCCUCUGGAUCAGAGCCCUGUAGAGGAGAUCCCGGCAGAACAGACCAGAGUUUACCAGAAUCAACCAACACUUCACCCCCGACUGCAAUCAACACAGAACCCGCCGGUCCAGAUUAUCACUCAGUCAACCCCGAAACCUUCUUCUCCCGAGCCACCCGUACAGAAAACACGGCUCAACCCUCACGUGAAAAAGAAAUCCAACAAGUCUGAAAGUGACGACGCUAGCAAAAACCAGAUCGAGGACGGGCGAAGAACUCGAACGCAACGGAUAUUCACCCAUGGCGGUUUGGACGGGAACGGAGCAAUUUGGGUUACUGGUAUAACCGAGCAGCCCGGCUUCCUGUUUCCUGUUUCUGCAUCCAACACUCUACCAACCGUACGCCGCCAAAUCACUGAAGAAGCGUCGCUGACGCAUCAGGAAGAUCUCAGCCCUACAGAUCCAGGUGAGAAUGAAAGAGAACUCCCAUUUGAGUCAGAUCUCUACUCGUCCUCUACAGAGGAUAUCCAAGUCACUGAUGUCUUCUAUGAAGACACUGUCAACAGUUCAUCUUCUUCACUGGGAUCCACUGCUUCGCUGUCGGACACUGACAUGGUCAAAGGCAUAACAAAGGCCUCUCUAGACAGUGAUUCACCCGUGAACAGACCUCCAGAAAGCAGCACCUCCUUCUGGAUCUCUGAGAAGACGCCAUCCGGCAGCAACACCCUCGCCAACACCGUCUACAAGUCCUUCACUUCCUCCUCUCUUCUAAGGGUGCUCAUGCAUACAACCCAGCCCAUGUUUAAUGGGGGAAGCAACAGCAGUCACGAAUCUCACGUCGGGUUAGUCGGAGGUGUGGAGAGGGAGAAGAGGACUAUCAUUCCUCUGGCUGUGGUCUCAACUCUCACCAUCUUGUGUUUGCUGGUGCUAGUGGGGAUACUUGUCUAUUGGAGAAACUGUUUCCAGACGGCUAACUUCUACCCCGACGACAGCACGUCACCAAAGGUCAUAUCAGCUCCAUCCACGCCGCUUCUGCUCGCUACAGACGGUCACGAGCCCCUGACGGUGAAGCAGUUCGUGAAGAACGUCAUGGAGCUCCACAACACCAAUACCUUUUCCAAGGAGUUUGAGAUUGUCAAAGAUUCCUAUGAGGAAGUACAAGCGUGCACAGUGGACAUGGGAAUCACCGCAGACAGCUCCAGUCAACCCGAGAACAAAUCUAAGAACAGAUACAUCAACAUCUUGGCCUAUGAUCAUAGCAGAGUUAAGCUAACCAACAGUUUGAACCGAGACGGAAAAUGUGAGGACUACAUCAACGCAAACUUUGUGGAUGGUUAUGAACGAACAAGGGCCUACAUCGCUGCCCAGGGUCCUCUGAGAGCAGGAAGGGAGGACUUCUGGAGAAUGAUCUGGCAGCAGAACAUCGGGAUUAUAGUCAUGAUCACCAACCUAAAGGAGAAAGGACGAACCAAGUGUGAUCAGUACUGGCCGGAGGAUGGCCACGAGGAAUAUGGAUCCUAUCAGGUCACUUUAAAGAGCAGCAAGACCCUCGCUUACUACACAUUGCGUACAUUUGUUGUCAGAGAUACCACAAAUAGGACAUCACAAAGGAAAGUCGAACACACCGUCCAGCAUUACCACUACACCCAAUGGCCAGAUAUGGGCGUCCCGGAAUACACUCUGCCUGUGCUGUCCUUCAUCAGAACAUCAUCUCAGGCCAGAACGCAGGAGAUGGGACCCGUCUUGGUGCAUUGCAGUGCUGGUGUUGGCAGAACGGGGACUUAUAUUGUCAUAGACAGCAUGCUGCAACAGAUCGAAGAUCAAGGGACGGUGAAUGUCCUCGGUUUUCUUAAACACGUGCGGACGCAGAGGAACUUUCUGGUUCAGACUGAGGAGCAGUACGUCUUCAUCCACGACGUCUUAGUGGAGGCAAUCUUGAGCCGCCACACGUCUGUCGCCUGCGACCACCUGCACGCAUACGUUUCUGGUCUGCUAACACCUGGAGCGUCAGGCCGGACGCGCAUGGACAAGCAGUUUAAGUUGAUCAGUCAACGCCAAGCGAAACACGCCGACUACAGCACUGCGCUGCGGGACGGCAACGCUAUGCGGAACAGAGCCAGAGCGUUAAUGCCGGUGGAAAGAUCAAGAGUUUGUCUAACCGCCACAGAAGCUAAUUCCUCAGGCUACAUCAACGCCUCCUACGUGCUGGGCCAUCGCCACAGUAAGGAAUUCAUCGUGAGUCAAACGCCGCUCAGCAGCACCGCCGAGGAUUUCUGGAGAAUGAUCUGGGAGCACAACACGCACGCUGUCGUCCAUCUGCCUGACUCACAUUGUCAGAAUGAGGAUGUGUGCAUGUAUUGCCCUUCUGAAGAGCAGAUCAUGAACUUUGAGGGAUUCACUGUUUCCCUCUCAGGGGAGAGGCACUUGCAUCUGUCCAAUGAUGACAAAGUGCUUGUGCAGGACGUCACUUUAGAAUCCACACAGAACAAUUUUGCUCUGGAAGUGCGUCUCUACCACUCCCCCUGCUGGCCCAACCCUGACAGCCCCAUCAGGAAUUGUUUUGACCUCAUUAACGCAGUAGGCGAGCACAGUCGACACACUCCUGGACCGACAGUAGUGCACGACCCUUUGGGAGGCGUUACGUCAGGUCUCUUCUGCGCCCUCACGACUUUGUCCAAUCAGCUACAGGAAGAGGGUCUGGUCGACGUCUACCAGGCCGCACGAAUGACCAACCUUAUGAGGCCGGGAGUGUUUAACGAUAUUGAGCAGUACCAGUAUUUGUACCGGGCUGUGUUGAGUCUGGUGAGCAGCCAAGAGGACCAGCGAGCCCUCCAGAGUCCAGAAACUAACGGAUCAGUACUUCUGGGGAAGGCCAACAUUGCUGAAAGCCUUGAGUCACUCAUGUAG
This is a messenger RNA of Nerophis lumbriciformis (worm pipefish), 4266 nucleotides long. NCBI's taxonomy places the organism in Eukaryota, Metazoa, Chordata, Actinopteri, Syngnathiformes, Syngnathidae. The record is from RefSeq and is a predicted model, not a curated record.